Messenger RNA from Suillus clintonianus, 756 nucleotides. RefSeq lists its product as uncharacterized. Lineage: Eukaryota; Fungi; Basidiomycota; Agaricomycetes; Boletales; Suillaceae. The record is from RefSeq and is a predicted model, not a curated record. The transcript has 4 exons. Gene Ontology annotation, molecular function: catalytic activity. Bases 1 to 756 code for a protein of 251 amino acids.
AUGAGAGGACGCUGGCAUGAAGGUUCAGAUAAAUGGACUCACAUUAAUCAAAUCAUGAAGGAACAAAAAAUUGGAGCACUAGCACUGCAAGAGAAGCACCUCACAAAGGAAGACGAAUCCACCCUCAACUCAACCCCAGGGUUAAGACUACAUAUCAUCUCAUCGAUCGACCCAGCUCACACUAACACGAAAGGAGUCGCCAUUAUUGUACCUGGAAGAGCUCUACUCAUGGUAAUCCCCUGGCUAAAGAAUACUACACUUAAGAUCUUGGCCAUCUAUGCCCCAAACGACCCGCGAAAUAAUCAGUAUUUCUGGGAACUAGUCCAUUCUAAGAUUAAGAACUUACCUAGACCCAACAUCAUGCUAGGAGACUUCAACUUAACUCCCCCCCAAGGCAGACCCACCCAACCCCACAUUGUCACUCUUAAAUCUCACCUUAAACUAAAGGACGGCUGGCGCCAAGAGAACCCGGACACUCUCCUAUACACCUUUGCACAAUCUGCGCGCCAAGGUGGACACCAGUCCAGAAUAGACAGAAUCUACGUGAACGAAGAGCUCCUGCCCUUUAACCAUCAGUUAGUUUCAGCUAGAAUCUCGAAGAAAAACAUGCCCUUCGUGGGAGAAGGGAGAUGGUCCCUCCCCCUCUAUGUCCUCAAUGAUAAGAGACUAAGCGAGGACCUCGUCAACCUAGGCAAAGCACUAAAUCAAGAGAUAACGGAACAUAAGAACCAGCACACCAAAGUCAAUAACCCCUAG